GGAUGAUAAGCGCAUUGUCCAUGGAACUUCAGCGGUCGCACCGUGUAACUAACAGAAGCUACGGUGGCACAAGGGCUUAGUGAUAUAUCUGUAUGGAACUAGCACUUCCACGCUGAUUUUGGUGGCAACAGGUAGGUAGUCGGCAUCCAACGCGAGGCGAGCGACGUGCCGACAAUCGGUGAAAGCCGAUGGCAGGCAAUAAUGAUAACCAGUUCUUCUCUUUACUGAACAGCAACGGACAGGGAUCUCUCUCCGGCAACCUAACCAGCCUCGGUUCAAGCGCUCUGGAAGCCGCUGCUGCUGGAGCCGGUGCGGUGUACGACGCUUUGACCAGCUAUGCCUCCGCGGGCGGAGCCCAACCUGCCCAGGACUGGGUGCCUCUAGAAGGUGAUGGCCAUCCCGUGAGCAGCACAGCUGCUGUCGGCCCCACGUCAUCACCCGCCACCGUCCGCUUGCCCGCACGGACGGCCUCCGUGCCUUUCAGCCCACCCUCAUGGGCGUCCCCACGCCCAGCAGCCGCACCCGCACAUCCUAGAUCUCCCCUGGGACCCGCGCUGUUCACCUCCGCGGCGUCUUCACCCGCACCCUCCACGCCAGCAGCGCAACGAGCCGCAGCGCCAGCACUUGCACCGGCCGCCGCCGCAGCGCCGUCAUCAUCAGCAGCAGCAGUUCCCGCUGUGGCUGCUGCUGCUGCCGGUGCAUCCUCCACUAAUGGCGCCGAUGACACGGACGACUUGUUCGCCGGGCUGGAGGUAGAUCCCGAGGUGCCACCCUUCCCCCUGCCGCGCACCGCACCGCCCCGCUCACCACCCCGCCCCCAGUGUGCACACCUCCCGCCCGCCGCAGCUGUACCCGUAGCAUUACCGUUGUCGCCGGCACACCUGCCGCAUCAGCCCCUGCAACAGCCUCCUCAGCAACAGCCUCCUCUGCCAGUGCGGACAGGGCCAGCUUACCCCGCCACGCAGCCACCGGCGCUCCCAAGCCCACCCGCACCGCGGCAAUUGCUGCCCACCGCGCAAAGCAGCAGCGCCCUGCCGUUAGGCGACCUCCUGGGUGAGGACCUCUUCUCCGGACUCACCGCUGUCGCCGCUGGCCCGGCUGCCGGCCCACCACCGCCAGCACAGGCCGUACAGCUGCCGCCACCGCCGCCUCCGCUGCCACUGCCACUACCUCAGCAGCAGCAGCGGCAGCCUGUACUGCAGCAGCAGCCGCAGCCGCAGCCUGAACUGGACGACUUACUCGGUGGCGUUGCCCUAGGGGCUGCAUGGGCGGGUGGGAGCUUGUCUGCGCAGGUCAGUCGGCACGUGGGUGCAGUGCCGGCAGCCGCACUGCAGCAACAGCAGCGGCAGCAGUCAGUUGACCUUCUGGGGGACCUAGAGGAGCUGCUGGCAGGGCCGCCGGUAGCGGUAACGGUACCGGUGGCGGGGUCGGGGGCCGUAACCUCGGUACCGUCGCUUGACGUCGUCUGUGCCCUACCAGAGGGCGACAAGCAAGCGGCAGUAGCAGCGGAGGCCGGCGGGCUGGUGGCAGGGGGUGCUGUUGCUGACCGUGAG
Astrephomene gubernaculifera is the source of this 1553-nucleotide messenger RNA. The record is from the annotation of a GenBank genome assembly. NCBI's taxonomy places the organism in Eukaryota, Viridiplantae, Chlorophyta, Chlorophyceae, Chlamydomonadales, Astrephomenaceae.